CGUAACACGUACUCAGUGACUGUAAUAUAUUAAUACUACAGAAUAAUGUUUAUAAGAAAUCUGUGUAUAUCAAAGUGAUUUUGUGAAUCUGGAUUUUUUUUUCGAUGUACAAACUGCAAAGCAAUUUUGCUUUGUGCGUAUAAUAACUGAAUAUCAAACGAUUUGGAUUUUUCCAUAAUCAGCAAUUCCCCAAGAAAAUUAUUCACAGAUUAAAAAAAAUGGAGACUGGGGGAUACAGAUAUAUGUAUAUGGACCCAGCAUACAGACAUUUAGUGAAAUUACGGGGCAUGGCGAAAAGUGAAAAGGUUUCAUCUGAACUAACAGCGGAGAUCGAUAAGAUUAUCCAAUUAUCAGAGGCACGCAUGGACUAUUGUGAAAACCAUACUUCAACAGCAAGCGAGGAGCUUCAGUAUUUAAUGGACAGCACACAAUGCCAUCCCUGGAAAAAAGCUUACCAGGAUGGACAGCUGACCUACCAUCCCAAUACAAUAAUGCUUUCUGGAAAUAUAGAAGGUCAGUUUUUAAAAUCGCUUGUGAGCAUUGGGAACGUUAGUCGGGUUCUGGAGCUGGGACUUUUUACCGGAUGCUCAGCCUUGGCAUUUGCAGAAGCACUUCCAGAUGGUGGGAAAGUUGUGUCCUGCGAAAUGGAACCAUACAUAGCAGAACUUGCAAGAUCACUAUUGGAAAAAUCAUCUGUUGGAAAGAAAGUUGAUAUUAUGCUUGGUCCUGCGAAAGAUUCUUUGAAGAAACUCUCUGACAAAAAGAUGGAAUUUGAUUUGAUUUUUAUAGAUGCUGACAAAUCAAACUACAGUACAUAUUACAAGAUGAUUUUUGAAUACGGGCUUCUGGCUAAAAAUGGAACCAUACUAGUGGACAAUGCUCUUUUCUUUGGGGAUCCUUACUCGAACGAGGACUACAUGGGGAGAGACCAUGGUAUUGGUCAGUUUAAUGAAAUGGUCAAACAGGAUGAUAGAGUCCACCAGGUUUUGUUGCCCAUACGAGACGGACUUCUGCUAAUCAGGAGGAAGGAGGACAUGCAAACACCAGGAGGACACGAUCAGGAGGAUAAAGGCACCAGAAGGAGGGGAACACAGACAGACAAACACGAAACACCAGCAAAGAUCGCUUCAUAAUGUGGAUGGUUAUUUACCUUCACUGGAUAUUAUGACCAAAAUAUAACCAUAAGCUGGGCUCAGCUGCUAAUCUUAUCAUCAGUAUACUACAACUGUUACUAUUAUACACGUAAUACAGAAUUGUUUUGCUACUUAUCUCUUCACGAGAUUUUUUUGAACAAUUUUUUUUGUUAUUCAUACGUUUAAUCGCUUGAAAGUCUACUUAAUUGUUACUCAAAAGUGUAUUGCUCAGGGUCUGGUAAUGAAACGACAACUUUUAAUAAAACAAAAAAUGUGUGACAAAAUCCUUUUUCUAUAAAAAGCUCUAUUGUGAUAUUUUCCUGUACAAUCUGUAAUAAAGAAAUGUAAACAUAA
Messenger RNA from Saccostrea echinata, 1487 nucleotides. Its product is annotated as O-methyltransferase MdmC-like. The transcript has 6 exons. NCBI's taxonomy places the organism in Eukaryota, Metazoa, Mollusca, Bivalvia, Ostreida, Ostreidae. Gene Ontology annotation, molecular function: O-methyltransferase activity; S-adenosylmethionine-dependent methyltransferase activity. The coding region runs from base 219 to 1133 and encodes 304 amino acids. The record is from RefSeq and is a predicted model, not a curated record.